Mus musculus (house mouse) is the source of this 11080-nucleotide messenger RNA. RefSeq names its product zinc finger protein 950 (gene Zfp950). The transcript is spliced from 2 exons. The record is from RefSeq and is a predicted model, not a curated record. Gene Ontology annotation, molecular function: sequence-specific double-stranded DNA binding. Gene Ontology annotation, cellular component: nucleus. NCBI's taxonomy places the organism in Eukaryota, Metazoa, Chordata, Mammalia, Rodentia, Muridae. Bases 6489 to 8186 code for a protein of 565 amino acids. Gene Ontology annotation, biological process: regulation of DNA-templated transcription.
UCAUGUGCAAGCUGAUAUAAAUAUGCAUCUGAAAAAAUGUUAAUGUGUCCUGGAAGUUUUAAAGAAAAGCAACAGUGUUAAAAAACACUGUUUUAAGAAUAGCACAACUCAUUUAAACUAUCUCCGACUAGCUUACAAAUAAAUGAGGCUCGGACUAUGGUUAUUUUAUUUGGCUUUGAGAAUUACUGAGGUGCCUAACCCCUGUUCUUGAGUCUAAGCUGCUGGUCUGGCUACCUCCCCAGCUGUGUACCCCAGAUACCUGCUGGUUCUCCUGGCAUGUGCUCAUGGUCUCUCUCCCCUCAUGGAUGCUUUCUUCUCUUUACUCAUUCUUCCUCCUUUUCAUCUCUCCUCCCCCAACCUGGUCACUCCAAACCCACCUACCUCUAAUCCAUCUAGUAGUUGGCUGUAGCCAGUUUUAUUUAACCAAUAGUUUUAAAUCAGGGAAUAAAGUUUGCAUAACAAAAGCUUAUAAAUAAAUGUGUGAAAUCACUCAUAGGCCUAGACCUUCAUGUUUAGAAUUUAGCAUUACAAUACAUAAUAGCAGUGGACCAAACCUCAACAAUUCCCCUUUUUUUGUGUCUAAAUAAAAAGGCUCCUUUUUGAGCUGAAGGGGUCUGAAGCCCUAUAGGAGGAACAGCAAUAUGAACUAACCAGUACCCCCUGAGCUCGUGCCUCUAGCUGCAUAUGUAGCAGUACCCCCUGAGCUCGUGUCUCUAGCUGCAUAUGUAGCAGAAGAUGGCCUAAUUGGCCAUCAUUGGGAGGAGAGGUCCUUGGUCUUGCAAGGAUUAUAUGCCCCAAUACAGGGGAAUACCAGGGACAGGAAACGAGAGUGGGUGGGUUGAAGAGCAGGGUAUUGGGUAUAAGGGACUUUUGGGAUAGCAUUUGAAAUGUAAAUGAAGAAAAUAUCUAAUAAAAAAUUUGGAAAAAAAGGCUCCUUUUUAAAUAAUAAUGAACAACACACCCUAGGAACAAUUAUGAAAUUGAAUUAAGUAAAAGUGACGUUUUAAAAGUCUUGUCUGUUUGUAUUUGGCAUUUUAGGAGAAAGUAUUUUAUUACCUAUUUUAUCCUGGUAAGUUUAGAGUUUUAUAUGUAAAUCAAUUUUUAUCCUAACUUGUAUAACUCCCCUAAAAUUACCUUUGUGGACCUAGAACAUACCUUUACAUCUUAAACAAUUUAAGUUUACAGUAAUGCUAUGACUAUUUAAUUUUUAACCCCAUUAGAGAUUUGAGAACGAAUAAACAUUAUUUGAGUAUGCGGAAGUGUUAGAGACAUAGAUUUUAAAGAUCAUAGGAAUGGCAGAGAUAGCUUACUGCUUGGACAGUCCCCAAUAUUUUUUAUAAUAUUUAUAAAAUAUUGCUCUGUCUUGCCAGAGUAUAGCAGUCAACUAUCUUGUACCCAUGUGUCCUUUUUGGACAGAUAGUGUUAGGGCAUUUCUUGCCCAGUGGCUAGCUUGCCACAAUUGAAGCAACUCCACACAGAGGUAUUGAUGUUCAUUAUCCUUUUUGAAGUGUAUAUUGUCAGGAGCAGACAUGUCUCAUAGUUAAAAGAUCUUUUGAUAAUGAAAUAAUGUUUAAUGUCAUAUUUUGUGGAUCUCUGAUGCUUUUGAAGACCAGUUAUUUAUUUAUAGCAUAUUUGAAUAAGCAAAGAAUGCCGCGUCUCCAGCGACCUAUUAUCUGUACAGUCCAGGAUAUUUAUUUUUGUGAUAAUCUAGACUAGUAUCUAAUACAACUCUGUGUUUGAUUGACUGACUGUUAACUUACAUUAUUUAAUUAUCCUAAACAGUUUGUAAUAACAACCUUUGAAAGGACUGGGAUUAAACCUUAUAUUUUUAAAUGAGUUGUAUGGGUACAAUGCCUUUCUAAAAAUAACUAAUCUUAAUUUUUUUAUCAAUAUAUAAAGAUUUAUAACAAUGAAGACCUUAAAUCUGUAUAUAUAAAAUAUACCAAAUUUUGUACCAAUGUAACAAAAUAUAACCUUAUUUUUGUAUUAACAUAUAAAAUUUUUUUAUCAAUGUAAGAUUAUGGCUAUAAAAUGUCUUUUGGUUUGAGAGUAGUUUUAAUAAUCUAUCCCUAUUUAAUUUCUCAUAAUAUUUUUAUAUCUCCCUUUUUCUUUUCAACCCCCUUUCCCUUACCUAGGAAAGUAAGAAACAUAUAAAUAACCAAGUCUAAGCUCCAUAUUUUGUUUCUUCCCUUUCCAAAAGCACAAUUAUUUGUAAUCAUCUCCUAAAAUAACAACAAAUCUAUAAUUUAUAAAAUGACCAAAACCAUCCACCCCAACUUAAGAGAUUAGAACUAUGGGCUUUUUAUAAUUGUUUUUUGUUGAUUUGGGGUGAAUAAUUUUUUGUUUGAGUGACCAAAAGGGGGUUGGAAAAAUGGUUAAGUGAAGAUAAAGCUAGCUGGCAAGGUGACACACGUCUCACCAUCUCAACAUCCCCAAGGGUGAAUUUUGUCAGGACUGACCACUUGGUCUUUUAUUUUGUAAUAUACAAACCUUACAACCAAUGUUUAGUUUAAUAAAGGUAUUUGUAUGAAAUGUGAAAAGUGUACAGAUUAGUUAAGGAAUAAUUUUUUGUUUUUUGUUUGAGUAGGUGAAAACAACUUUUUAUGAAUUAGUUCGAUCAAUAGCCAAAUUGUAAUUAACAUUUUACUUAUGCCAUAUGAAAGAAUGGCAUAAUGAAUUUUGAGAACUCUGUAGCCAACAAGAUUUAUAGGCUAUGUAUAGCUGAAGUAUUAUGGCUGAUCCUUAUUAUUUUAGAAGGAGUCUAAAGUCGUUUAUAUUGUUGCUGUUGUUGUUUGUUUGUUUGUCAACAAAAAUAUAGAGCAUGUCUUAGUCAGGGUUUCUAUUCCUGCAUAAAACACCAUGACGAAGAAGCAAAUUGGGGAGGAAAGGGUUUAUUUUACACUUUCCACAUUGCUGUUCAUCACCAAAGGAAGUCAGGACUGGAACUCAAGCAGGUCAGGAAGCAGGAGCUGAUGCAGAGGCCACGGAGGGAUGUUACUUACUGGCUUGCUUCCCCUGCCUUGCUUAGCUUGCUUUCUUAUAGAACCCAGGACUACCAGCCCAGAAAGGCAUCACCCACAAGGGGCCCUACCCCCUUGAUCACUAAUUGAGAAAAUGCCUUACAGCUGGAUCUCAUGGAGGCAUUUCUGCAAGGGAGGCUCCUUUCUCUAUGGUAACUCCAACUUGUGUCAAGUUAACACACAAAAUCAGCCAGUACAGAACCUCUUUCCCAAAAUAGCAUCCCUUUGGUCCAGUAACCUAAAGUCAUCAAAAGUAUAGAUGAUAUAGCUUCUUUUUUUUUAUUUAGGUCUGCUCUCCUUUGACCUCUGUCAUAAAGGAUUUGUAAUAUCAUUAUAACCACUUAAUUUAUAACCACUUAAUUUUGAUAAUUAAAACAAUUUAAAAACUAUUAUUAUUAUUUAUUGAGAUAGGGUUUUUGUUUUUGUUUUUGUUUUUUUGGAUGUAGCCUGAACUCACCUGGAUUUGUUUGUAGAUUAAGUUAGCCUGACUCACAAGAAAUCUAACUAUUCUUGCUUUUGUCUCAUAAACAUUGAAAUCGAAGACCUGGAUUUAUUUAUUUAUCCAUGUAUGCUUAAAACAUUUAUAUUAAUUUCCAUUUAUUUUUCUAUUCUUUAAAGAUUAAUAAUUUUUCUAUUGAUAGUCCGGAGUUAUUACUGUGUUUUAUUUGGGCUGCUCUUAACUCUAAUUGGCCAGUCCUCAGGGCUACAUUUUUAUGACUCUCCUAACCCAUGGAGGCUUCUUUCUCUUCCAUUCACCUUCAACCCCUCAUGGUUCUCCUUCGACCCCCAAGCCAAGGAACACUAAAUCCUUGGGUCUACAUGUGGACCUUAUUGUGUCUGGGAAAACAGAUCUUGAGGAACCAGUAUUAGUAUCAGAGUACAAGUAGCAUCAGGCCAACUCUAAUAGCAAAAAGGUGAAGAUUUCUGCCCAGCUCAUGUGCUGUUUAAGGCUUGUUGGGAAUAGUAAAAGUUAUGUGUCUUUUAUCCAUGAAUUGAAUGAUCAAGGUAGGAUAGAAACCCCAGAUUGAGAUUAAAAAUUUCUGCAACAAUCAAAUUCUCACAGAACUAUGUACCUCAGGGUCAUAUAUCUGAUGUAUUUGCAAGGCAUUCCUCAAAGAAAGAAGGAAAAAAAUGCCUUAACAGAAUCAUAACCCUAGUAGAGCUAUGCUGUAUAACUUCCAAUUUGUUUAGUCUCCUACCACUUAGAUAUUGCAAAAGGAAUACACACUGAAUAGGUGAUAGGUAUAUGUCCACAACCUUCUAAUAAGCAAAUAGUCCAUAGUAAAGCUAGAAUUUCUAAUAUACAUGUAGUAACAUUGCUAAGUUUGAUGAGAGGGGCAAUGUAUGUGAGUCAAGAAUGUUAUGGGGAAACCUUACUACCAUACCACAUGCCUAUGAAGAUUAAAAAGUCAAACUACAUGAAUGCAUUGUUACUCUUUAAAUAAGGUUAUCAUAUGUCACAAUGGAUACAAGCCAUGUGAGCAUAGGGCUAUUGACAGAAGUAAGGUAAAAAAGUAAAAAACCAAAAAACCAAAAAACAAAACAAAACAAACAAAAAAAAAAAAACGGGCGUGGUAGUACACAUCUUUAAUCCCGGCACUCGGGAGACAGAGGCAGGAGGAUUUCUGAGUUCGAGGCCAGCCUGGUCUACAGAGUGAGUUCCAGGACAGCCAGGGCUACACAGAGAAACCCUGUCUCGAAAAACCAAAAAAAAAAAAAAAAAAAAGAAAAGAAAAAAGAAAAAGAAAGAAAGAAGUAAGGUACCUCUCUCUCUCCCAGAACAAUUAGAAGAUAUGUAGUAGUAUACAAUAUGAGUAGACUUUCUGAAUGUGAUACAAAUUUGCAAUUAAUUGGUUUUUGUUAAGGCCUAGGUGGGUGGUUAGUCUGACAUUUUGUGCUGUUGUUAAUGUUAUAAGGAAAUUUCUCUCUUUUUUUUUUUCUGGUGUUACUAGGAAACUUUCUCAUGCCCAAGUUGAUUGCAAACUCUGUUAUAUUCUGUGCUCUUGGAAGCCAAUCACAAGAGAAGUCAGUUAGAACUGCUUUGUAUAAGCUUGGGCCCAAACCAACCACUCAGCAACAUUUUCUGCACCUGUGUAUAAGCAUUUAUGGUAUUUACCUUUAUAAGCUGCGCCUGGGAUGGACCCCAACAUAAGAGAAACACCUGCAUCUGUUAUAAAACUUUCAUUUUGAGUAGGUGUUGAAUAACGUUUAAGAUCCCAAGACCUCCGUAGAAACUGAGAUCCUACUUGGUAGAAAGAGACAUGUAUGUGUGUAACUGACCUCCUAGUUGGCAAGUUAAGACAUGAAUGUUAAACAAGAUAAGUCCCAUCCUGGUUGACAAGUUGAGACAUGAAUAUUAGACAAGGUAAGUCUCCUAGCAUAGUUGAAUCCCCAAAACAACAGGAGCAGGAUAAAUGUAUAACAAAGACAUGUGGCUCAUAAGGAAAUCCCUUCUUCCUAAAUCUUGACUGGAAUACCUUGGCACAGAUGUUUAUAGAUCUCAGGCUUAAAAAGCCCUGUAGGAUCUUAACUCAAUAUCAUGGUUCAGCUCCCAAGUCUGACUUGUGGCUCUGAUCAAUCAGUCCUGGGGUGCAUACUCAAUAAAUUAUCCCUAUCUGACUGAGGUCUUGGGAGGCAACUCAUGGACCCCACCAGUUUUCCAACUUUAUUGGGGAUAUCUAUAAACUCACACCGCAGAAAAUUCCUAUAGGUGUUACAAAUGUAGAAAUUCUUCUGCUUGUCCUAGUUCACUUUGCAAAUGUGGUACGACUUACUAUAGGAAAAAUUAUGAAUGCAAUCAGUGUGUUAAAGCUCUGAGCUCUUCCAGUUCUCUUCAAAUGUGUGGAAAAAUUUAUAUUAAAAAAUGCUAUAUGUAGCUGUCUCUUGUGAGACUAUGCCAGGGCCUAGCAAACACAGAAGUGGAUGCUCACAGUCAGCUAUUGGAUGGAUCACAGGGCUCCCAAUGGAGGAGCUAGAGAAAGUACCCAAGGAGCUAAAGGGAUCUGCAACCAUAUAGGUGGAACAACAUUAUGAACUAACCAGUACCCCGGAGCUUUUGACUCUAGCUGCAUAUGUAUCAAAAGAUGGCCUAGUCGGCCAUCACUGGAAAGAGAGGCCCAUUGGACACGCAAACUGUAUAUGCCCCAGUACAGGGGAACGCCAGGGCCAAAAAAAAAUGGGAAUGAGUGGGUAGGGAAGUGGGGGGGAGGGUAUGGGGGACUUUUGGGAUAGCAUUGGAAAUGUAAUUGAGGAAAAUAUGUAAUAAAAAAUAUUAAUUAAAAAAAGAGAACAAUACAAAAAAAUGCUAUAAAUGUGAGCCAUGUAAAUGCUAUUUCUAGGUAUAUUCAUUAUAGGUAUCAUCAAAAAUGUAAAACAACCCAUAAUGAAGGAGAACGCCAUGAUAAAACCUUAAGAUCUGAUUCUUCUUUAUGAUUAGAUAAAAUUGUAAAAUUUAUUCAUACGUGUAAAAUGAUUCAUCAGUGUAAUGAAUAUGGUAAAGCUUUCACAUGUGCCAAUUAUCUUCACAGGCAUGAAACAAGUCAUCCUGGAGAGAAACCCUCUCAAUAUACUCAUUGUGGUAAAGCUUUUGUGUAUUGGAGUCAUCCCCAAAGGCAUGAAAGAAUUCAUACUGGAGAGAAACCCUAUGGAUGUAACCAUUGUGGUAAAGCCUUUGCACAUCACAGUAAUCUUCAAAGGCAUGAAAGAAUUCAUACAGGAGAGAAACCCUAUGAAUGUAAUCAAUGUGGUAAAGCUUUUGUAACUCACAGUGACCUCCAAAUACAUAAAAGAACACAUACUGGAGAGAAACCUUAUGAGUGUAAUCAAUGUGGUAAAGCCUUUGCAUAUCACAGUAAUCUUCAAAGGCAUGAAAGAAUUCAUACAGGAGAGAAACCUUAUGAGUGUAAUCAAUGUGGUAAAGCCUUUGCAUAUCACAGUAAUCUUCAAAGGCAUGAAAGAAUUCAUACAGGAGAGAAACCUUAUGAAUGUAAUAAAUGUGGUAAAGCCUUUGCAUGGCACAGUCAUCUUCAAAGGCAUGAGAUAACUCAUACAGGAGAGAAACCUUAUGAGUGUAAUCAAUGUGGUAAAGCCUUUGCACAUGAUAGUAAUCUCCACAUACAUAAAAGAAAGCAUGCUGGAGAGAAACCUUAUGAAUGUAAUCAAUGUGGUAAAGCCUUUCCAUGUUACAAUCUUCUUCAAAUACAUAAAAGAACACAUACUGGAGAGAAACCCUAUGAGUGUAAUCAAUGUGGUAAAACCUUUGCAUAUCACAGUUAUCUUCAAAUGCAUGAAAGAAUUCAUACAGGAGAAAAACCUUAUGAAUGUAACCAUUGUGGUAAAGCCUUUUCACAGCACAGUAGUCUCCGCGUACAUAAAAGAACACAUACUGGAGAGAAACCUUAUGAAUGUAACCAAUGUGGUGAAGCCUUUGUAUAUCACAGUCAUCUUCAAAUACAUAAAACAAUGCAUACUGGAGAGAAACCCUUUCAAUGUAACCAAUGUGAUAAAGCCUUUGUUUAUAACAAUCAUCUCUUAGUACAUAAAAGAAUACAUACUGGAGAGAAACCCUAUGAAUGUAACCAUUGUGGUAAAGCCUUUUCACAACUCAGUGGUCUCCAUGUACAUAAAAGAACCCAUACAGGAGAGAAACCCUAUAAAUGUAAUGAAUGUGGUAAAGCCUUUGCACGUAACAGUCAUCUUCAAAGGCAUAAAAGAAUUCAUACAGGAGAGAAACCUCAUGAAUGUAAUCAAUGUGGUAAAGCCUUUGCACGUCACAGUACUCUACAAGUACAUAAAAGAAAACAUGCUGGAGAGAAACCUUAUGAAUGUAAUCAAUGUGGUAAAGCCUUUCCUUCUCAUAACCUUCUUCAUAUACAUAAAAGAACGCAUACUGGAGAGAAACCCUAUGAGUGUAAUCAAUGUGGUAAAACCUUUGCAUAUCACAGUCAUCUUCAAGUGCAUGGAAGAAUUCAUACAGGAGAGAAACCUUAUAAAUGUAAUCAAUGUGGUAAAGCCUUUGCAUGUCACAGAAAUCUCCGAGUACAUAAAAGAAAACAUACUGGAGAGAAACCCUAUGAAUUUAACCAUUAUAGUAAAGCCUUUUCACAACACAGUAGUCUUCAAGUACAUAAAAGAACACAUAUUGGAGAGAAAUCCUAUGAAUUAUAAUCAAUGUGGUAAAGCCUUUGCACACCACAGUCAUCUUCAAAGGCAUGAAAGAAAUCAUACUGAAAGGAAACCCUGUGAGUGUAUUUAAUAUGGUGAAGCCUUUGUACAUCAUCAUGAAAGAAUUUGUGCUGAAGAGAAACCUUAUGAAUAUAUUUAGUAUGGUGAAGCCUUUGCACACUAUUAUAGUCUUCAUCAUUAUUAAAGUAUUCAUACUGCUUAGAAAUUUUGUGAAUGUAAACAAUGUGGUAAAGCCUUUGUGUUAUUGGGUUUACUGAGAUCCAACACAACUCAAACUCAGGUCAGUGGAAAUGACAAGAACUUAUUGUAAUCGAGCUGCUAUUGAUUGGGGCCACAGAAAAUAUUUGGUAGCCGAACAGCAUGAAGCAGAGAGUGGGAACUAGAAAUGGUGUAUAUCCAUAUCCAUAAACACUCAAGUCCACUCCAAGUGACAUAUUUUCUCCAGCAGGUCAGCAUUUUCUAAAUCUCCCCCAAAUACUACCAACUGAAAAGGAUUGACUUUUCUGACUUCAAGCUUACAUGCUGGCUUUCUGUUACACGAGCCAAUUCAUGAUGAAGAGAAACUCUAGGAGAAUGUUCUCUCUGCCAAGGUCAGUGACUCCAUGAUAAUUAGAAAUGGCAUGAUUCCAGGAAGCAAAAAUGUCUCUGGUGAUCCUCACCAAUAUGGUGAUACUGUGACCUUCAGGACCCCUUAAGACUGUGGGAAAGAACUCUGAAAACAUGAGUUCAACAGAUGUUCAAGAAUAUAUAAGUCAGUGUAAGAGCUGUCCUUUACAGGAUUUCUCAACUAUGCAAAAUAUAAAGAUGCAAUAUAAAUUGUAUGAGGGGCUUCACAAACCUGAAAGAACAGAGAUAGCCGCACUAAUGAAUGAGCUCUGUCAGAAAGAUACUAAAGAAGAAGACAAUGAUUUGGUCAAUAGACAAACAAAAACAAAAACAAAAACAAAGCAAAACAAAGCAAAAAACCCUGGAUCACAAAAGAGAAAGGAAUAGUUAAAAAUAAGGAUCAGAUAAUAGUGGAAAAUGGUUAUCUCCUCCACAGAAGAUAUCAACAACUAAAUUUGAUCCCGAUAUUUUACUUCCUAAGGGAGGUAGUUAUAUGUGCAAUCCAAAUAGAGGUUGGGGACAGGCAAAAGUCUGGUGUCAAGAAAAAAGAUGAUGGCUUGAUAAUAUUUCUACUGUUGAGCAUCACUUAAUAAUAAGCCUUGGAGUUCCUGAGAUAAAGAAGAAAAAAAAUCCAAAGAUUAAAAAGAAUAUAUUGAGGUAGCUAAGAACUAUAAAAAUGAGCUUCAAUGCUGCUUAUAUCAGCAUAAGCAAGAGCUCUCUAAAUUGAAAAAAAUAAAAAGCAUGAUACUUAAAGUUAACUUCUUCACACAAAACAGCCUCUAUGUCUAGACUUCUCAGCCACAUGCACUGUGUCCAGUGAACCAUAUAGGACUUGCUAGUUAAAAAAAAUGUGCUUGCUGUCUGGUUCAUUUGCUUUGAAUAUGCUCUAUAUUUCAGUUUCUAUUUCUAAGAGUCAAGGGAAUAAGGUCAUAAAAUACUGAUUUAUGGAAUGAUCAAAAGAGAACCUGGGUUAAAUGAUUAAACAGUUACUAAGGAAGUAGCUUAUGCAAAUAAGAAAGUGGCCCUGGUUUGCAAGAGCUAUUUCAAGCAGAUUAGAGUUGUCUUUGGUCUGCAAGAGAGCUAUCUUGAGCAGAUUACAGAGCUGUCAGCUGGCAUCCAUCACUGUCUCCAAGUUAUUCUUUCACUGUUCCCAUUCACCUCCUCUCUCCUGCUGAGGCUGGACCUCAGCAAGAGGCCAGGGAAGACCACUGGUGAAGGUGCAGUUGACAGCACAGGACUGAAGGGGUCAUGCAAAGAAGUUCUUGGUAUCAUGAAGAGAGCCUAUGAGAGGCUAUUGAUGAAGCCUACUAGUUGCAGCAGAAGGCAUCAGCAUAUCAGAGAUGUCAGUACCAUGGGAUGACCACCAAGAACAGCACUGGAAUGGAUCUACCUAAACCUGGAGUUCUACAACAGGACAGAGUUGGAGAAAUGACCCAAGCCCUUUGGAGGAGCCCAGAAGACCAUGUGUAGAUCCCAGACACUGGAACAAGAAGCUGUAAAGUUAACGUUGCCAUGGAUACCCCUAGAUGUUAAAGCUGUGGGAGCCAUGGGAUACCUGCCAUGGAAAGUUGCUAGCAGGGAGUGGAACCAGCCCUUGAAAAAGAAAUUUGUUGCAGUCAACAAAGCUGAAAGGAGUGGAUAUCAGACAUGGAGGUGCAGUUCAGAAUUAGCCCAGAUGGUUUUCUGUUUUGCUUUGAUCCAAUAUUUCCUCACUAUGACAUUUUGGAAUGGUAGUGCAUAUCCUGUGCCAUAUAGGAAAUAUGUGAUCUGCACUUUGGUUUUAUGAGGUAUUACAGUUAGGAGAUUGCAAGAGUCUCAAGAGAGACUUUGAAAUUUGGAUUUUUUUCAACAUUGUUGAGAAAACUGUAGACUAUGGGUACUUUUGAAGUUGGACUAAAUGUAUUUUGCAUUAUCCUAUGUUUACUUCUGCCCCCCACGCAUGGGUUUGAACAAGCCUAUGGGGAUGAGGGAGUAGAAUGUGAUGGUUUAAAUAUGCUUGGCUCAUGGGAAGUGGCACUAUUAGUAGGUGUGACCUUGUUGGAGUAAGUGUGGCCAUGUUGGAGGAAAUGCAUCACUGUGGGCACAGGCUUUGAAACUCCACCCAGUGUGGAAAGUCUCUUCCUGGCUACCUUCAGAUCAAGAUAUAGAACCCUUGGCUCCUCUAGCCCUAUGUCUGCCUACGCAUGUCCAUGCUUCUUGCUAUGAUGAUAAUGGACUCAACCUCUGAAACUGUAAGGCAGCCCUAAUUAAAUUUGUUGUCUUUUGUAAGA